This is a messenger RNA of Rhodamnia argentea, 1009 nucleotides long. Its product is annotated as carbon catabolite repressor protein 4 homolog 6-like. The coding region runs from base 326 to 1009 and encodes 227 amino acids. The transcript is spliced from 4 exons. The record is from RefSeq and is a predicted model, not a curated record. Gene Ontology annotation, molecular function: 3'-5'-RNA exonuclease activity. NCBI's taxonomy places the organism in Eukaryota, Viridiplantae, Streptophyta, Magnoliopsida, Myrtales, Myrtaceae.
CAAAGAUAAAUGUACUUAUCAUAUGGCUUCUUCAUGUGUCACUGAGCUAUCUGAUUUAAAUAAUUCUCAAGCAAAAGAUUGCAAAGAUGUUGUAUCGACAGCUUCCAUUACAGGCGAAGACUAUACUAGUAGGGUUACUGUAGAUCCUGAAUCUCUAGAUUCAAGUGAUGCGAAGAUCACUUCGUUUGUGUUGUCGUGCCAAUAGUCUACUUCUGAUGAUGCUGAAACCACUUCUUCAGAAGUUGCAGGGCAGGUAAUAUCCCAAUCAGUCAACGACUAACAGGAUAAUCCUUCAACCUUACGUAGCGAAUUACUUGUGGAUACCAUGGGUGACUCGAUAGACGAGGAACUGAAAGUUGCAGGGCAGGUAAUAUCUCAAUCAGCCGACGACAAACAGGAUAAUCCUUCAACCUUACGUAGUGAGUUACUUGUGGAUACCAUGGGUGACUCAAUAGAUGAGGAACUGAAGAAGUUGUCUCUCAAUGAGCCAGAAGACUCUGGCACGGAAGUUGGAUGUUCUUAUGAGGAUGAUGACACAUUCUUAUCUGCAUUACACGACUUAGGAGGUGCAGAUUCCUCUCCUGGUAGUCCAAUUGUCAAGGAGUUUUCAUCUAGUUCGGAUUUUGAGCCUGUUGAAGGGGAGAUCUCUACUUAUGAUCCUUCCUUGUGGACACCGAUGGAGAUAGCUCCAGCUACUGGCAGUGCAGAUUGUCUCUUUUUGGAGCAUACCCUCAAACUUAAGAGCACGUAUGCCGAAGUAGAGGAUUCUUCUGGGACUAGAAACACAAACGGGGAACCCAUGGUCACCAGUUACAACCGAUGCUUUAUGGGUACAGUUGACUACAUAUGGCUAUGCAAUGGACAACAGGGUUCCCAACUAAGAAGAGUUCCUGAAGUCGGAAUGAGGAAUGUGCCGGGUCAAGAAGAAUUCUGCUUGGAGACUGAAAAACGACUCCCAGGAAGCUCUGGAAGCAAAUCUUGUAAAUUUAUGCCGGAUUCUUUUCAUUAG